Messenger RNA from Penicillium paradoxum, 1047 nucleotides. Its product is annotated as zinc-dependent alcohol dehydrogenase family protein. Lineage: Eukaryota; Fungi; Ascomycota; Eurotiomycetes; Eurotiales; Aspergillaceae. Gene Ontology annotation, molecular function: oxidoreductase activity; zinc ion binding. The record is from RefSeq and is a predicted model, not a curated record. The coding region runs from base 1 to 1047 and encodes 348 amino acids. The transcript is spliced from 5 exons.
AUGGCCCCCUCUAUCCCCAAGACCAUGAAGGCUCUGCAGUACUCAGAGCCUAAGAAGCAUAGCAUCGUUGAGGUCCCGGUGCCUGAAAUCCGUGAGAACGAUGUCUUGAUCAAGGUCAAGGCCUGCGGUGUCUGCGGUACUGACUUGCACAUUCACGAUGGUGAAUUCAUUGCCAAGUUCCCUCUCAUCCCCGGCCACGAGACCGUCGGCGUAGUCGCCGCCAUGGGGCCCAAGGUCAAAGACUUCCAGAUCGGCGAGCGAGUCGUCGCCGACAACUCCGAGCUAUGCGGAACCUGCUUCUACUGCCGCCGCGGUGACGAGUUGUUCUGUGAACACUUCGAAGCCCACGGUGUCACGAUGAACGGUGGUUUCGCCGAGUACUGCGCUUACCCAGCCGGCCGAGUCUUCAAGAUCAAGAACCUUUCCGACGUGGACGCCACUCUCCUCGAGCCCGCCUCCUGCGCCGCCCACGGUCUGGACAAGAUCGCCCCGAAGAUGGGUUCUUCGGUGCUGAUCUUCGGUGCCGGUCCUACGGGCCUCGUGCUGGCUCAGAUGCUUCGCCAGAAUGGCGGUUGCAAUGUCGUUGUCGUUGCUCCCCAGGGUCUGAAGAUGGAUUUGGCACAGAAGCUCGGCGCCGGUGAUAAGUACAUUGAGCUAUCCCGCUCGAGUCCCCAGGCUCAGUUCGAUGCUCUCAAGGCCGAGAACCCCUACGGGUUUGAUAUUGUCGUCGAGGCCACUGGUAGCCAGAAGAUCCUUGAGGACUCGAUUAACUACGUUCGUCGCGGUGGAAAGCUCGUCGUGUACGGCGUGUACUCGAACGACGUCCGUGUCUCGUGGUCGCCGGCGAAGAUCUUCGGUGAUGAGAUCACCAUCCUCGGCAGUUUCUCCGAGACUUACAAAUUCCCUGCUGCGGUUGACUACCUCGACUCUGGAAAGGUCAAGGUCGAUGGCAUUGUGAACAAGGUGUACAAGAUCGAGCAGUGGGAGGAGUGUCUUGAGGCGAUGCGCAACAAGACUGCCAUCAAGGCUGCCAUCACCUUCGACUAG